Messenger RNA from Antechinus flavipes (yellow-footed antechinus), 1449 nucleotides. RefSeq names its product neutrophil cytosolic factor 4 (gene NCF4). Gene Ontology annotation, biological process: respiratory burst; superoxide anion generation; phagocytosis. The record is from RefSeq and is a predicted model, not a curated record. Bases 252 to 1274 code for a protein of 340 amino acids. Lineage: Eukaryota; Metazoa; Chordata; Mammalia; Dasyuromorphia; Dasyuridae. Gene Ontology annotation, molecular function: phosphatidylinositol binding; protein binding; superoxide-generating NADPH oxidase activator activity. The transcript is spliced from 10 exons. Gene Ontology annotation, cellular component: NADPH oxidase complex.
UGGGAUUGAGAGAAAAGGUGUUAGUGCAGCUUGGACGCAAAGAGGAGUUGAUCAGAAGGAAUUUCCCAUAUUUCCUAGGGCUUUGGACAUCCUGGGAAUCCCUAGGCAGAACUACCCGGCCCUGGGGAAUCCCAGAGAUCACACAGACCCAGAAGGCAACUAGAGGGAAGUGAGAGGUUGGGCUCCAGCUGACUGCCUGAGUUGCCCAGGCCUUGUGGACCUCCAGCUUCUUUCUCUGACCGUCCAAAGCCAUGUCUCUGCCCAGACAGCUCCGAGAAGAGAGUGACUUCGACCAGCUCCCAGAUGAUGUGCCUAUAUCAGCCAACAUCGCUGACAUCGAGGAGAAGAGGGGCUUCACCAGCCACUUUGUGUUUGUCAUUGAGGUGAAGACGAAAGGGGGAGCCAAGUACCUCAUUUACCGCCGAUAUCGCCAAUUCUAUGCCCUACAUACUCAACUGGAGGAGAGGUUUGGGCCUGAGAGCAAGACCGUCCCCUUUGCCUGCACCCUCCCCACGCUGCCAGCCAAGGUUUACGUCGGUGUGAAGCAGGAGAUCGCCGAAAGCCGAAUCCCCGCGCUCAACUACUAUAUGAAGAAACUUCUCAGCCUGCCUCCUUGGGUACUGAUGGAUGAAGACGUUCGCAUCUUUUUCUACCAGUCCUCCUACGACUCCGAGCAAAUCCCGCAGGCUUUAAGGCGACUCCGGCCUCGGACCCGGAAAAUCAAGAACAUCUCUCCUCAAGCUCCGGGUUUUGACCGUCUGGGCGCUCCAUGUGCUGAGGCUUUGUUUGACUUUACUGGAAACAGCAAACUGGAGCUGACAUUCAAGGCCAAAGACAUGAUUUUCCUGUUGAGCCGAGUCAACAAGGACUGGCUGGAGGGCACUACCCAUGGCGCCACAGGGAUCUUCCCAGUCUCCUUUGUGAAGAUCAUCAAGGACCUCCCGGAAGAGGAAGAUGGCCUCACAAAUUGGCUUCGAUGCUACUAUUAUGAAGACACAGUGAGCACCAUCAGGGAUAUUGCAAUAGAAGAAGACCUCAGGAGCACUCCGUUAUAUAAAGACCUGAUGGAACUAAUGAGGCGAGAGUUCCAACGCAGCGACAUUGCUCUCAAUUACCGGGACAGCCAGGGGGACCUGGUGCGGCUGCUGUCUGACCAGGACGUGGAGCUGAUGGUGAAGCAGGCCUGGGCCCAGCCCACUCAGAAGCGGCUCUUCCCUUGGAAGCUCCACAUCACGCAGCAGGACAGUCUCCACGUCUACAACACAGCCCCCUGAGAAGCCGUCGCUCGUUGGGCCGGGGCAGGGAUGGGGCGGGAAGGUGGCGGAUGAUUCUCUCCCCCAGACUGGAGCUGACGACGCCCAGCCGGCCUCUUGUUCCAAGGUGCUCGGUUCCCAUGCCAUCUGCCCCUAACUUCCCCAGCCUGAAUGAAAUAAACAGUCUGCAGCCUCA